AUGUCAUCCUCUUCGCAUGCUCCUGCUGCUCCUAUCCCCAUCUCAUCACCUCCCUCCUCUUCACUCCACCGCAAUACAUCAACAUCCAGAGGACCUAGACGCCAGUCCACAUCGACGGGAACGAGCUCGGGAGGUCUUGGCAGAAGACCGUCGCGGGUCGUACAUCCUCCCAUGGUGCCGAAGAUCUUAUCCCAUGACGAGGCUGUCGAAGCACUCCGGAGCUUUCUGAGAGAACGCUCGAGUUAUGAUGUAUUUCCAGUAUCAUUUCGGCUGAUCGUCCUGGAUACGACUUUGAAAGUUAAGAAGGCCCUGGAGGUCAUGUUGUUGUACAAUGUGGUAUCUGCCCCGUUGUGGAACACAGCAGAGGCAAAAUUUGCCGGGAUGUUCACCGUCCAAGAUGUCAUCCACCUGAUACAGUAUUAUUAUCACACCUCAAGUUGGGAAGGCGCGGCCGCAGACGUUGAACAGAUCAGAUUGUUCCGUAUCAGAGAGGUCGAAAAGACUCUCAGCGUCCCUCCACCGCCACUCCUUUCCGUCCAUCCCCUCAGACCUCUCUACGACGCCUGUAGAUUCCUCAUUCGCACACAUGCUCGUCGUUUACCUCUGAUAGACAAGGACACACAGACCAAUGGAGAAGUCGUCAUUUCCGUCUUGACCCAGUACAGAGUGCUCAAGUUCAUCGCCACGAAUUGUCGCGAUAUCACCCAGUACCUCACCUCGACGCUUCAGGAUCUCGGAAUCGGCACAUACGUUUCGCCCGAGCACGACUCUAACAGUGAAAAUCAAUUCUACCCCAUCGCUACGGCUACGAUGCAGACUGCCGUCUUCGAUGUCGUUCAUAUGUUUUCGGAACGAGGUAUCUCCGCUGUCCCGAUAGUGGAUGAUAAUGGCAAAGUCUUGGACCUCUACGAGACAGUCGAUGUCAUUACGCUGGUCCGCAAUGGCGCUUACCAAGCCUUGGACCUCACCAUCGCUCAAGCUCUGAAACAACGUACAGCCGACUUCCCCGGAGUGGUGACUUGCUCUCCGAAGAGCUCACUCAGUGCCGUAUUCAGCCUUAUCAGAAUGAGGAGGGUGCAUCGAUUGGUUGUCGUUGCUGGACCUGAGGAUUCUCAACCCGGAAGAUUAGUCGGUAUAAUCUCCCUCAGUGAUAUUAUGAGGUCUUUGAUGGGCAACGACGUGCCUCUCGGUGGCAGUGGUAUAGGGGCUGUCCCAAUCGAUAGAGAAUUACGAGAAGAGGCUGCAGAGACCGGUCAUGAGCCGUUCACUCUGGGUCAGAGUGUAGAAUGA
Kockovaella imperatae is the source of this 1290-nucleotide messenger RNA. RefSeq lists its product as hypothetical. The transcript has 7 exons. Bases 1 to 1290 code for a protein of 429 amino acids. The record is from RefSeq and is a predicted model, not a curated record. NCBI's taxonomy places the organism in Eukaryota, Fungi, Basidiomycota, Tremellomycetes, Tremellales, Cuniculitremaceae.